CUUAGAACUCUUAGUUAUGGCUAAUAGUAUAGUAAUUUAUAGGGAUGUAGUACUGCGGUAUGGAUGUAGAUGGUGCUAUGCCUGCAUAUUGUGUGUGAGAAAACUAGACCCCACGCCGCAACGAAAAACUUGAGCAGGAGAUAAUUCAAAAGUUUCGAUAAACUGGAACAUGGGGUUAUUAAAGGGAGUAUAUACUAAGUAAGUAAUAAUAAUAUAAUAUGUUGGACGGAGUUUCAUUAGAAAUAAUAUCACGAUUCAAGCAAGCUGUACUUACAGCCAAAUCUAUAAGUAAUGAUAAUGCCGAAAUAGCUUCGAGUAAUAGAGGUAAUAAACUUUACCAGCCAUCGACUAAUUCAUUAGAAGCAUUAAAAUCCAAAAUUGUUGAAUAUGAUGGAAUUAAUCAUCUUGUAUUAACUAACGAAACUAUUGAAAGAAGUAAUAUUAAUAAUAAAAGAAAAUGGAAUGAUACUUAUGGAGAUUCAUCAAGUAAUAUUGAUAAUCAUGUUUAUAUAGAUGAUAAUGAUAAAGAUGAUCAUGAUCAAGAUCAAGAUCAAGAUGAUAUACAAGAAAAUGAAGAUGAUGAUGAUCAUCCUUUAAAGAAAAUAAAACUUGGAGAAAUCUUGGCUCCUUUAAAUCAUCCAUCAGAAGUUGUAUCACAUCCAUCAAUACUGAAAACUUAUAAAUCAGUUAUAUUUAAUAAAUUAGCUAAUGAAUUAAUUGAAUUAAUAGAAGUUGAACAAACAAAUUUAAAUUGGUUAAAUAAAUUAUUACAAGUUUUAAAUGGUGAAGAUUGGUUUUAUCUAUUAGAAGAAAAUCUUGGUUUAAAAGAUUAUGAUCAUGGAUUAAAUGAUGAUAAAUUAUCUAAUGAAGUAAGAGAUAGAAGUCAAAAGAAUGGUGAAUCUAAAGAAACAGAAGUGAAAACUGAAAAGGAAAAGGAAAAGGAUUCUAAUGAUGAAAUAGAUCCAUUUUUUGCUUUACCACAAACUUUAAAGAGGUAUGAAGAACAUCAAUUAGCAAUCAAUAGUGAACAACAAAAUGAUGAUCAAGAAUAUAGUUUGAAACAAGAUUUAAUAAAUUAUUUACAAGUUAGUAUUCAAAGACAACAUGAAUAUAUUAAGAAUUUAAGUCAAUUACGAAAUGGCAUAGUUAGAGCUGAUAGAUUAAAGAAAGAUAUCUAUAAAUGGGGUAAAGAAAUGCAUGAUAAGAGAAGUAAUUAAAUAUGUAUUAUUAGUAUUAUUAAAAGUUAGCUUUAAAA
Molecule: messenger RNA, 1255 nt
Organism: Scheffersomyces amazonensis
Lineage: Eukaryota; Fungi; Ascomycota; Pichiomycetes; Serinales; Debaryomycetaceae
Exons: 1
Coding region: 219-1217 (332 amino acids)
Biological process (GO): negative regulation of rDNA heterochromatin formation; negative regulation of silent mating-type cassette heterochromatin formation
Cellular component (GO): Rpd3L complex; cytosol
Source: RefSeq, a predicted model, not a curated record